AACUGGAGACAGCUAUUCUUUAUCAGAAUUGUUACAGCAGUAGUUCCACAACUGGAAGUGCAGUUACUUUCACAUUAAAAGUUGUUAGCAUCAGGCAAAGCAGUCCAGCAUUAGGCAUCCCUCUAUCUAUCUGUUUCAGAGCAGUUUGCUUCUCAUGGACUUCUCCAUUAGUUCUGUGUUCUUCCUGAUCAUCUCUCACUAUGCCUGGGAUGUAGAAGGACAACGUUAUAAUACUACUUUCAUCACAGUGCCCAAUGGAGGGCGAUGGGGUACUUGGGGGCCUGUUCAGUUUUGUCCCCGACCCCGAGGAUAUGCUCAUGGUUUCUCAUUGAAGAUACAGACAUUCUUAGGUCCUGGAACCAGGUUUGAUGAUACAGCAAUGAAUGGAAUUCGGCUGUACUGUGAGAAUGGGGCAGUCAUUGAGUCUGCAGUUGCUCCGUGGGGAUUAUGGACAAAGCCAAAGUUUUGCCAUAAAGGUUAUGGCCCUCUGAGAGCUUUCUCUAUGAGGGUAGAACCAGACCAAGGAAGUGGUGAUGAUACAGCCGUCAACGAUGUCCAGUUCAUUUGUGGAGAGAAACAUAAAUUGUUCGGCGGAGGCCUUAACUGGGGUACUUUUGACAAGUGGAGCAAAGCCUGCCCAGAUGGCUAUGUGUGUGGAUUACAAACAAAAGUGCAGGAAGAUCAAGGUGAGGGUGACAACACAGGACUGAAUGAUAUUAAGCUCUUCUGCUGUAGUGGUUGA
This is a messenger RNA of Varanus komodoensis (Komodo dragon), 742 nucleotides long. RefSeq names its product vitelline membrane outer layer protein 1-like. The record is from RefSeq and is a predicted model, not a curated record. The transcript is spliced from 4 exons. The coding region runs from base 155 to 742 and encodes 195 amino acids. Lineage: Eukaryota; Metazoa; Chordata; Lepidosauria; Squamata; Varanidae.